GAAAAUAAGCAUCGGAGAAGAAACAUGUGAUUGAGAUUGAAGAGUUUAGACUAAAAUACCCAAAGUUGAGCUAAACGACAAACAAUUUUCCAUUUCUUUUCAUUUCUUUUCUGUCAUUGCUUUCAUGAUUUGGCUGCUUACUACACACUCCUUUCUUUUCAAGUCUCACCUUUUUCUCCACAAAAUUUUCCCGAGAAAACAAAAGAAAAUUAAACCCUCACACUUUCUUUCCUUUUAUUUCUUCCUUCAUCACUCUUAAAAACAUGCUUAACACUCAAAUUUGAACCCUAACCGAAACCAAACAAAACUACUUCACUUCACUAUCAUGGACGCGCGUCGAGCUCCACGCGCCGUCAUUGACCCUAAAGUUCGCAAAGUCGGAUUCUUCGCUCCACCGGAUCCGAUUCCGUUGAACAUCUCUCCUUCCGUCAAUUCUCUAUCUCCUGUCAUGAUCCCUCCGCCGCGACAUUCGUCGGAAAAUCUCAACAUCAAUACUCGCUACUCCGUCACUUCCCCUUCCGGCGAGGAAUCUAUCGCUAUCUCCAGCAGUUCGUCGGAGUUAUUUCCCCCUCCGAUUUCCCCUGCACCGUCAUCCAGAAUCGUUGCCGGAGAUGGAGGAGGAAUUGCAGCUUCCUCGUUUCCGCGCGGUGGAUUUGACGUGACGGCGGUGAAGGCUAGUAUCGGAGUUCCGGUGUGUAAAUUGACUACGGUUUCUGUAGUCAAUGCUGAUUCCCUUGCAAUUGACGAAAGAGAGAAAGCAGACAAAGGAGGAGGAUCUGCAAUGGAAGUGAAAGACCAAGCUAUGAAUUCAAAACAGAAGAAAGAGAAGUCCUCAAAAGCUGAAAGACGUGAUCUUCAAGAAGCUCAACGAGCUGCAAAGGCUGCUGUAAAAGCUGAAGGAAACAAGCCAUCUGGAUCUGUGACUUCAGUGAAUUUAAAAUCAGCUAAAGCUGCAAAGCCCCCACAAAAAGUUGAUAAUACUUCUAUUGCGGCUUCUGAGAAGAAGGGAGGUGAUCGUCCAUCAGAAAAGGAUAGGAAAAAAGAUGUUCCUCAUCCACGCUUGCAAUAUGAUGAUAAGAGUAGAGUGGAGAAAGCUAAGCGUCGUGCUGUGGUAAACCAAACUGAAGCCAGGAACAGAGUGGAACUAUUCAGACAUUUGCCACAGUAUGAACAUGGGAGUCAGCUUCCUGAUCUUGAGGCAAAGUUUUUCCAGAUUGAUCCUGUGCAUCCUUCCGUUUAUAAGGUUGGUUUGCAGUACCUGUCUGGAGAUAUAUCUGGUGGCAAUGCUCGUUGUAUUGCUAUGCUUCAAGCAUUUCAGGAUGCCAUCAAAGACUACGCAGUUCCACCUGAGAAGACCCUUGUGAGAGACUUGACAGCAAAAAUAAGUAGCUAUGUUUCAUUCCUUAUCGAGUGUCGACCUCUUUCAAUCAGUAUGGGAAAUGCAAUUAGAUUUCUCAAAAGUCGAAUCACAAAGCUACCUCCGACACUGUCUGAGUCAGAAUCAAAAACUUCUCUUCAAUCUGAUAUUGAACAUUUUAUAAAUGAGAAGAUUAUACUUGCCAACAAGGUGAUAGUAAAUCAUGCUGUCACAAAAAUAAGAGAUGGUGAUGUUCUUCUUACAUACGGGUCAUCGUCAGCAGUUGAAAUGAUACUGUUACAUGCACAUGAGUUAGGGAAACAGUUUCGAGUUGUAGUAGUAGACUCUCGUCCAAGGCUUCAAGGGAAAGUUUUGCUUCGAAGACUAGUGGAGAAAGGUCUUAGUUGUACAUACACUCAUGUAAAUGCUGUUUCCUACAUAAUGCAUGAAGUUACCCGAGUUUUUCUGGGUGCUUCAUCAGUGUUGUCUAAUGGAACAGUUUAUUCAGGAGUUGGGACUGCAUGUGUUGCAAUGGUUGCUCAUGUGUACCAUGUCCCUGUUAUAGUUUGUUGCGAGGCUUAUAAAUUUCAUGAAAGGGUCCAGCUUGAUUCAAUAUGCUCCAAUGAACUUGGUGAUCCAGAUGUCAUUUCAAAGGUUCCUGGUAGAGAGGAUGUUAACCUCUUAGAUGCUUGGGCCAAUACUGAAAAUCUGCAACUUCUAAAUCUGAUGUAUGAUGCAACACCUUCAGAUUAUGUUUCAAUGAUAGUUACAGAUUAUGGCAUGAUCCCUCCCACAAGUGUUCCUGUAGUUGUAAGGGAAUAUAGCAGAGAACAGGUGUGGAUGUAAACUUUGCAAAUGUGGAUUAGACUCAAUUUUGCGUGCAUGCGAAAUCGCUGUUUAACUACCCAGCAGCAAUAAAAUCAGUGAAUGUUGUUGUAAUGCAUUUUUCUUAUCUUUGAAUAAUGUAAGGUAAUAGGUGGGACUCUUUGUACUUCUAAAAUUUGGACAUUUGUCUGUAUUUUCCUGUCGCAGUGAAGAGUGCGAAUUGUCGCCUCUCCAGACAGAUUUUGGCCAUGCAUUCUUCAGGUUUAGCUGCUCUUUUUUUCUUAGUGCUAUCCCAAUUUUGAUUAGUUAUUUAUUUAGUCAAUCAUGAUAGUUAGAUAUAUAAUUCAUGAAAAGAUAUUAUAGCAUUUUUUGAUCUAUGCAUCAAAAGUUUUGUUGUUGUGUUCU
This is a messenger RNA of Cicer arietinum (chickpea), 2587 nucleotides long. RefSeq lists its product as uncharacterized. Lineage: Eukaryota; Viridiplantae; Streptophyta; Magnoliopsida; Fabales; Fabaceae. The record is from RefSeq and is a predicted model, not a curated record.